Manihot esculenta (cassava) is the source of this 1474-nucleotide messenger RNA. Its product is annotated as F-box protein At5g39250. Gene Ontology annotation, molecular function: protein binding. NCBI's taxonomy places the organism in Eukaryota, Viridiplantae, Streptophyta, Magnoliopsida, Malpighiales, Euphorbiaceae. The transcript has 2 exons. Bases 347 to 1096 code for a protein of 249 amino acids. The record is from RefSeq and is a predicted model, not a curated record.
CUAAUAAAUUCAUCCCUUCUUUCGACUAAUCAAAUCGUAGAACAGAAGGCCCUAAUGACGGGUGCACGAUAAUAAUCCUGACUUUUCCCUUUUCAGAUAUCUCUCUCCCCCCUCCCCUUCGACCCAAAGCGAAGGCCGCUCUCUGGCUUCAACAAUCCGAAGGGCUUGCCAUUUCCACAAGAAAUUCAGAUACUGUUUUUAAUAUUUUUUUCGAUCUCCAUUUCACCUCCCCCGUCUUCUCCUCUUAUCGUCUCGAUCGUCGGGACAUGAUAAGAUUAGACUGCAUUUAGGUGCUUUAAUGCUUGCCGCAUCACAUCUGCUUCCAAUUGUUGUUCGCUAGCUGAAAAUGUCAUGUGAUGAGGUGCUGAAGGCUGUUUUUCCUUUGCUGGAUGGUGUAGACCUUGCUUCUUGUAUGGCAGUUUGCAAACAAUGGAGAGAUAUUGCCCGAGAUGAUUAUUUUUGGAAAUGCCUGUGUGCCAAGAGAUGGCCUUCAAUUUGCAAGCGGCCUAACCCUCCAACUGUGACCUACUACAAGCUUUACCAAACAUUUUAUAAGCGACAGCAUCGCCAAACCCUGCUUCCUCCAAGAAUUUCUCUUGAUGAUUUAGAGUUUUUCAUCGAUAUUUGGGCUGAAGAAAAAUUGAUCUUCUCAGAAGUAGUUCCAGGCCCUGUUUUACUGACUGGGAUCAGAGUCCCACCGCCUGGAAUUUGUGACAUACUUAGAUUUCACCUUGACGGUCCUGAUUAUAAGAUGAUUCUACCUGUUGAGCCAACGGUCAAAAUUCCUUUGAGCCAGACAGUUAGUGUGUCUGUACUUGCAGGGCGCAAAGAUUCCAACAAAGUUGCUCGUGUCAUUAAUAGGUCUAUGUUUGAUUAUAUAGAUCGGACAGCCUUUAGAGCUAUGGCGUUUGAGUACCUUGAUUUCUCCCCAGCUCACCCAUUUAUUCCUGGUAUCCGAGCAUGGAUAUCUUUGCUCUUCAUGGAUGAUGGAAAUGAGGGUGUCAUUGAUGUUUUUGGGAUUGAAAUGGAUUUCCGUGAUGCUGCAAAUUCCAGGGAGGAGGUUUUGUGGCUAUUAGACAUGCUUGAUUGGAAGUGAAAGUGGGGAACUGUGACAACAAAGCUAAGAAGUGAGGAGCUGAGCUCAAUCAGUAGUGUCCAUGGAGAAUAGUUCAAAGGCCUUCAUCAUCAAUGGCAUUCUGGUCGUGUUAUAUCAUUUGGUUGCAUGUUUAAAGUUUGUAUAUAUCGCCAAUUUAAAUGGACAUCUUUUUUUUUUUUUGGUUUAAGUUCCCAUGACGUCUCCCAUUUGGUAUGGGAUCGUGGCCAUUCGCAUAUGGUUAGGUUGACUUGGUUCAAACACUGUGAUGAUAUGUUUGCGUAAUUCAGCGAUGAUUAUUAAAGUACAGUUCAUGGUAUUUCUAGGUUAAUGGCAAUAUUGAAGGAUUUAUAUCAAAUAUAUGGUUAAUUAUAUUUUGCU